AUGCUGACUCAUCUCUUCACCACCUUCGUGAAUCUGAUGAAAGCCUACGACACGGUGAAUCACGAAGGAUUGUGGAGAAUCAGACAGAAGCUGGGCUGUCCCGAGCGAUUCACGCACACUGUAUGUCAGCUCCACGAUGUGAUGAUGGCGUGUGUCACGGACAACGGCGUAAUCUCCGAGGCAUUUGCAGUGACCAAUGGAAUGAAGCAGGGAUGCAUACUCACACCCCCCAUCUUCCGUCUCAUGUUCUCUGACAUGCCGGUGGACGCCUACGGUGAUGAGCGUCCCGCGACACGCAUGGACUACAGGACCGACAGGCACCUUCCAAACAGCCGGCGAAUGAAGGCUCCCGUGAGUCUCUCUACAAUCACUAUCCAAGAUCUGCUCUUCGCUGACGACUGA
Spirometra erinaceieuropaei is the source of this 402-nucleotide messenger RNA. The record is from the annotation of a GenBank genome assembly. NCBI's taxonomy places the organism in Eukaryota, Metazoa, Platyhelminthes, Cestoda, Diphyllobothriidea, Diphyllobothriidae.